AUGAACAAACACGGCGGCUUCGUGUGGGUGCAGACGUGCGCCACCAUCAUCUGCAACGCCAAGAACGUCGACGACCAGAACAUCAUCGCCAUCAAUUAUGUCCUCAGUCAAAAAAUUGAAACAUUGAACAGUGGAAUCGAAUAUGCUGGCUGUGUCAUGAGUGUGGAACAGUACAGAGCCAACAUGAAAAGUGACGGGGGACACACCAGUGAAGAGUUUCAAAGUUUGGAUAAAACUUCAUACACGUCAGCAGGCGAAAGUUCGUUUGCAAGUCAAAACAUUUACAAAAACAACAACAUUGUCGCUAGUACUAACAUUCAACCAAAUUACUACGAUAAAGGCAAAAAUUUGUUUGAUCUGAGGUUAACACAGCAACAACCACAACAACAAGAACAACAACAAUCACAACAACAACAACCACUUGUUCCUAGCAGUAUCAAUUUAUCCUCUUCGUCGACUACGGCAACAAUUACUACAACAAUUACACCUACAAUCAACAGCGAGGAAAUAUCCAACCAGCCAAACAAACACUCAAAAAAUGUUGAUGCCACAGCUGCCAAAUGUUGCUUAAAAACAAAUCUAAAAAACUCUCGAAGAAAAAUGGACAAACCUCGUAAAAGAAAGAGAGGAGCAGCUGAAUUUGCAACUACAUCGACUGCAACAACCACAACUACUACCACAUUCACAACAAAUAUCUCUUCUGCCAACACCAUUCAAGAGCAGCCAGCCACAAAUUCGGUCAACAGUGGAGAUGCGCCUGAAGUACAUACAGGAUCGAUUGAUCCUGACAGCAGCAGUUUGAACAAUGAAUCCAACAAUCAGACCACAAAGCCAAACAACAAAACUAAUAAUUAUGAGAGCCCAUCAAACAACAACAACAGCAUUAUCAACAACCACAACAACAUCAACAGCAACAACUGCAACAACAACAACAGCAACAACAACAACAACAAUAUCAACAACAUCAACAACAACAACAUCAAUAGCAUUCCACAGGAAGAUACCGCGGCUGAUGGGGCUGCAUUAGUGAAUUUGAAUGAAAAUGCAGAUGGAUUGACGCCAGCUUCGAAUAGGCCAGAAAAUCAGAAACUAGUUCAUAUGAAUAUACCAACGAAUGCCGAUAAACAGCGAGAUCACAGCACAUCCCAAUUCUUUAAUCCGCAGCAGCAUUUCAACAACGUGCAAAAACCGAAUGAAAUCAUUUGUGCUUCUGAAAAAAUCACAAAUAGUACAAAAUGCAACAAUGAAGUAGUCGGUCAUUGCAACAAUAACAAAAACAUUAACAUCAUCAGCAACAACAACAUCAUCAGCAACAACAACAUCAGCAACAACAACAACAUCACAACCAACGACAGCAAAAACGUCAAUAAAAAGCUAAGCCACAAGAAAAUCAUACACGCUGGUAAGAAUGAUGAAUACUUCAACACAGAUGAAGGUGAGGCAAAGAAAGAAGAGACAAAACUACCCAAACAAGCAAUCACAAGUGUCGUGAACGCCGUUAAUAAAUCAGCCAACAACCCAAACAACAACAUAAACAACAACGAUUCUAACAACACAUCUAACGGCACAUCCAACAAUCCAUCCAUUAACGCAAACAACAGCACAACCAACAACAAUCUCAACGAUAACUCCUCAUCGCAACACUUGUCUGAAGCAUAUUCAUCGAGAAAAAGCAACAUGGGAGCUACAGUUCACGAUUUGGAAGCAGCCAUGAACAAACAUCUGCCAACGACUUUGAGUCCUCCAUCGACUUACACCACUUCCUCUACUGCGGCUGCCGCUCAUAAUUUUUUCACAUCUGGUUACUUUCAUCCCAGCGUUCUUGGAUUCCAAAAAUCAAAGUCUACAAUUCAGUGGAUAGGAGCUAACGGUGGAGGGAAUGGAGCGUUAGACGGGUCAAGUGGAAUGCACAAUUACCCCGAUCUAUCCUUAUUGAGGUCACUAUAUCCUGGAAGAGAGUCCGUCAUUCGAUCCAAUGUGUACGGCCACAGCAGGCAACAACAACAGCAUGUACAACAACAGCAACAGCAGUGUUACAGCGAGGCACACCAACAUCACCACCAGCAACAGCAACAACAUUCCUUACUAACACCUCCAGGAAGCGAAUCUUUCCAACAAAACUAUACAAAAUUUCAAGACCUGUCGAUUCCUUUUGCUGCAGGAUUCUCAAAUUAUUUCCACCCAAAUGGAAAUGGAGGAUACGCGGGAAGCAUGACUCAGUCUGAGUCAUAUUCUUCCGUCACGCCUCCAUCUUCGGCAUCACCACGUGACCAGAAUAAUUACGCAGCUUUGCAGUUGUUUGACCACUCCAGCAGCUUGAACGAGUCUACAAACGUGAGUUCGUUCGCAGGCAGCAGCAGCAGCAACAGCGCUCACGUGAGGGAACAAUCUUCUGACCCAUCGGUCUCUUUGAAAUCGCCAUCCACAUUCAAUCCUCAUCAUCACAACCAUCUUCAUCAGCAACCAUCCAUGCAUCCCAUCCACUAUCCAUCCUACGAUCCUUAUUAUUAUCAUCAGGCAGCCAACUUCAACAACAAUUACAACCAGAUGAGCAUGAUGUCUUACAACCACUACAUGGGGGGUGGUGCCGCUUCAAGUGGUUCCUAUUUAGAACCUAUGAAGAAUCUUUGGUAA
Messenger RNA from Helobdella robusta, 2634 nucleotides. RefSeq lists its product as hypothetical. The record is from RefSeq and is a predicted model, not a curated record. Lineage: Eukaryota; Metazoa; Annelida; Clitellata; Rhynchobdellida; Glossiphoniidae. The transcript is spliced from 3 exons. Bases 1 to 2634 code for a protein of 877 amino acids. Gene Ontology annotation, molecular function: RNA polymerase II transcription regulatory region sequence-specific DNA binding; DNA-binding transcription factor activity, RNA polymerase II-specific. Gene Ontology annotation, biological process: regulation of transcription by RNA polymerase II.